AUGAUGCUUGAAGGGUAUACGGUACAACCUCCACAGUCUACUUUGAUAGGUGACAUUGAAAUUCAGGACGAAAAUGCAAACCAAGAAGUUAAGAACGUACUUUACCAAGGAGUUCAAAAGGGUAUAAAAAGGCUAGAAAAAAGACAAAGGAGGGUUGCAUUAGGUGAUGUAACCUCUCAAAAGGCAAACAAAAUACACAAUGCUAUACAUAAUAAAUUCCAUCAGACGAAGAACAAUUUUGAAAUAGAGAACAUACGCUCAUCGGCCUUGGUAAAAGAACAACAACGAGACGUAAGGCAUGAAGAUAGCGACUAUUUUUUAAUUGAUAGUUCUGAAGGCUCUUCUACUGAUGACGAACAAGUUAAUGAAGAUGCUAUUGAUGAUUUGUUAAGUCGAAGAGUAAAUGAUCAGCAGAUUCAAGCCGAUGAAGUGUAUGAAGAUUUCGAUGGAGAAAUGCAAGAUGUCAUUGAAGAGGAUGUUGAUAGUCAAAUUGAACCACUAUCACCAAUAAACAACGAUGAAAUUCAGACUGAGCUGGACAGGGCGUUUGAAAAAUAUUUUCGGUCGGUUCCCAAUCCGCUGGAUGAUGAUACCCAUGAUGUUGUGAUGGUUGUGGAGUACGCUUCCGACAUAUUCUAUUACUUGAGAGAACUUGAAGUGAAAUAUAGGCCUAAUCCCUACUAUAUGCAAAAUCAAGUAGAGCUUACAUGGCCGUUCAGACGAACUAUGAUAGAUUGGCUAGUUCAACUGCAUUUUAGAUUUCAACUUUUACCAGAAACGCUAUACCUGACGAUUAAUAUAGUGGAUAGAUUUCUGUCAAAGAAGACCGUUACUUUGAACAGGUUUCAAUUGGUUGGUGUAUCGGCUUUAUUUAUUGCUGCCAAGUUUGAAGAGAUUAACUGCCCCACUUUGGAUGAUCUAGUUUACAUGCUGGAAAAUACAUACACUAGAGAUGACAUUAUUAGAGCGGAACAGUAUAUGAUAGAUACUCUGGAAUUUGAAAUAGGUUGGCCAGGACCCAUGCCAUUUUUAAGAAGGAUAAGUAAAGCAGAUGACUAUGACUUCGAACCAAGAACAUUAGCAAAGUACUUAUUGGAAACUACAAUAGUAGAACCCAAACUAGUGGCUGCGGCACCAAGCUGGUUAGCUGCUGGCGCGUAUUUUCUGAGCAGAACAAUUCUUGGUUCAAAUGAUUGGUCUUUAAAACAUGUAUUCUACUCUGGCUAUACAUCCAGCCAAAUAAUUCCUUUAGCAUCACUGAUAUUGGAGAAUUGCAAGAACGCAUCUCGACGCCAUCAUUCAAUUUGGAAAAAAUACUUUGACCAAAAGCAUUACCGCUGUUCUCAAAUUGUAGAAGAAUGGAUUGUUUCGACAGAAGCCUAA
Saccharomyces cerevisiae S288C is the source of this 1383-nucleotide messenger RNA. RefSeq names its product B-type cyclin CLB4 (gene CLB4). Lineage: Eukaryota; Fungi; Ascomycota; Saccharomycetes; Saccharomycetales; Saccharomycetaceae. The coding region runs from base 1 to 1383 and encodes 460 amino acids. Gene Ontology annotation, molecular function: cyclin-dependent protein serine/threonine kinase regulator activity. The record is from RefSeq and is marked reviewed. The transcript has a single exon. Gene Ontology annotation, biological process: mitotic cell cycle phase transition.